Mytilus trossulus (common blue mussel) is the source of this 1653-nucleotide messenger RNA. RefSeq lists its product as uncharacterized. The transcript is spliced from 3 exons. NCBI's taxonomy places the organism in Eukaryota, Metazoa, Mollusca, Bivalvia, Mytilida, Mytilidae. Bases 1 to 1653 code for a protein of 550 amino acids. The record is from RefSeq and is a predicted model, not a curated record.
AUGGACGAAUUCACUUUUACAUCAUUCGAUCAUUUGGAAAGUAAGCUGGAAAAGUGCGAUGAUUGUUGUAAUGGUGACUAUAUGUCAUUCCAUUGUCCGCUGUGUCCGGUGUCGAAAUACAAACCAAGGAAAAAGGCAAAGCUACAGCAACAUCUUGCAGUUCACUGGAAUACAAGAAUCCAAGGAAACAACGAUUCCUAUUCUGUUGUAUGUCAUCUUCAACAUGGGGAUAUAUCUACAAGACAUUUCCACUGUACAUGCUGUGGAAAAAUCAUUAAGAAGAAAGAAAACAUGGUUACACAUCUGAGAAAAUGCCAAAUUAACAACAAGGAACACACAGAGGAUAAUUCUGCGAAAGGAACAACAAACUUAGUUACCGAUAAUAGCAUACCACAUUUAGACAAGUCAUUUAAUGAUGAACAUGACUACAGUUACAAAAGUCGCGUUUCAAAAUCGGUACCAAUGUCACCUAAAAAGUCCAAAAGUAAAAAGGCUUGUCAAAUAUGUGGAAAAUUGGUGAGUAAGCGUUGGAUGAGAAGCCACAUGAAAAUCCACAAGAAAGAGAACGAUGGCCAAAAUGAGAUAAAUCAGCACCGCCAUCACUACACUGCUCUCGUAGACAGCAACUCUGGGAUAUACUGUUCAGCGACCAAUCUAAGCGGACCUCUGUAUCCUGUACACGCAAUUAAGAUGACCAGCGGAGCAAAUCAGGACAGUUUUUGUGAAAACCAACAGUGUAUCGAUAGCAAAGACACUGCAAAAAGAGGUGGCAAUAUUGCAUAUGAGUGUGCACAUAUUAGAUCUGUGCCAUACGCUGUAAGAGGAAAAGACAUUAUUUUGCAAGACACAACAUUAAUGUCUCUGAAAUCCCAAAAUUUUAUUACUGAAGCGAGAUCAGCGGAACUUCUGCAACUGAAAGAAACUUUGGCAAGAUCAGGAUCCCCCUUAGCUGUUGAGAUACCGCCAAUGGAAAACGCUUCGUCGCGUUAUCGAUAUUUUUCCGUCAGUACAGGAUCACCAAAAUACUGGUCAAGAACGUAUCGAACCAUAGUGUCUUAUGAUUCAACCUUAAAUAAGUAUACGUGUAAAUGUUCAAACGCCGCUAGAUAUUGUAUGCACAAAGCCAUUGUGAAAUGUUGCAUAUAUCAGGAGACCCCGAAUUUUUUCACAAACGAGGAAGGCGUAAAUUUAGAAGAUAACAACGUUACAAGCUUUGACUAUGAAAACGACACAGAAAGCCAAGGAGUACUGAAAAAAGACAAAAUAAAAUUCGAUCUUAUGUUAAACUAUAUUGCUAGCAUGAAGAAAAUACCAGCAAAUCCAGAAGUAGAAAAUGCCUUGUACGAAAGGACGUCAUUUCUACAGGAAAAUAAAAUAACAGCAAGAGAGACUUCUUGUCACAAGUGUGAUGGCGACCUGGCAUUAGAAAAAAUAUCUAGCAGAUCUAAGAUAGUGACCAUGAGAAAAAUAUUCAAAGAUGUUGAAGUCUAUGUUAAAGUGUGUCCAAGAUGCAGGACUGUGUACAGAUUUCAAGAGUGGAUAGAAGGAAUUCAUAACUACAAUAAUAGUACAUAUGGUAUGGUGAUGGAUGUAGAUUAUAGACUUGUAUUAGUCUUUAUAUGCCACGGGUAUGAUGGUGGAUGUAGAUUAUAG